Micromonas pusilla CCMP1545 is the source of this 279-nucleotide messenger RNA. RefSeq lists its product as uncharacterized. The transcript has a single exon. Bases 1 to 279 code for a protein of 92 amino acids. The record is from RefSeq and is a predicted model, not a curated record. Lineage: Eukaryota; Viridiplantae; Chlorophyta; Mamiellophyceae; Mamiellales; Mamiellaceae.
AUGACGACGCCCGAAGAAGCUCCCACGGUGUCGACCCACCCAAACCCUACCACGGGCUCCAUCGUGGUGACCUCGCAGCCGGGCGUAGUCACCGUCGCGUCCACGAAGCGCUCGGCAGAAACGCUACUAGAUCUCCUUCGCGAGAGGGCGGCGAGGUGUCCUUUGCCCGCCGUGCUUGGUCCCGUGUUGUUUGCGACGUACACGUCGAGGCAUGAGUUGAAAGAGGCGUGCCAUCGAUGGUCCAAAGGCCACGCGAAGGAGUGCGGGAUUAGGGAUUAG